GUUUACGGAAGUGAUUCAAACGCGGAAACAACACGUCAGAAAUGGCCACAGGGGCAGACCAAGCAGUUGGCAUGGGCCUUGUUGGCUUCAGCCUCCUGUUGUUUACAUACUACACAAUAUGGGUAAUCAUUCUGCCAUUCGUGGACAGCGAUCAUGUGGCCCACCAGUAUUUUCUUCAACGGGAGUAUUCUGUCAUUCUACCUGGGAUCGCAGCAUUGAUACUGCUGCUCAGUGUAGGUACCUUCAUUGGAGUGGUCACCUGGAAGAAUCGCAAGCCUAAGAAGGUGGACUAAGAGGGAUGGUGUCACAGAGGUUAGGCGGUUGAGGAUGUAGAGCUAGAACUGAAGCUACUGUAGCUUCCAUAGAACCUCCCUGGUUCCAACAUCUUUCCAACAGUCCAGCUGAAGAAACUAAAAAUAAAGUCUGGACUGCUUCUUUGUGACAGCUGAUGAAAACAUCUAAUGACUGAAUGACAUAAGAUAAGAUUUGAAGAGCUGCUGUCCACAACCUUCUAUCCCUUAUCUCCAUUCAGACCCACUAUGUGAAAUCCACAACCUUGCUGUUGGUAAUGCAUGGCUCCGGAUGCUAUAUUUGUCCUCAAGGUGCAUUGGCAUUUUGCCAGAGAUUAAAAUCAAUGAGUCGGUAUUCACUGUUACUGUAUGUGGUCAGAACUAGAUAAAACCUGGCUUCAUAAUGUGGAGGGGAUACAAAUUUGCUGAUUUUGUAGAGUGUACUAUAUCAGAUCUGAUCAAAGUUUCACUUUGGCAUCCCUUUUCAUCACAUCUUGGAUGUAGUUUUCAGGCACUGUUUUACAUCUCAAUCCCAAUUUAAGAUAAAUUGGAGUGGUCACCCUUAAAGACAGUGUUGUGUUCGAGACCACUGAGACCGAUCCAGGACCGGGGGGGGACAAGGGGUCCAAGACUGAGACCAGAAGAAUGCGAGUCCAAUUCAAGACCAUGAUUGUAAUUUUGUCAAAUAAUCAUAAUCUGGUGUGUGGAACUGUGUGUGUUUGGAUUUUCACUCAAAAUCACAUUUUGUAUAUAUAAAUAAAUUGAUGGUCUAUGUCC
Molecule: messenger RNA, 1067 nt
Organism: Salmo salar (Atlantic salmon)
Lineage: Eukaryota; Metazoa; Chordata; Actinopteri; Salmoniformes; Salmonidae
Product: dolichyl-phosphate mannosyltransferase subunit 2, regulatory
Biological process (GO): dolichol phosphate mannose biosynthetic process; GPI anchor biosynthetic process
Cellular component (GO): dolichol-phosphate-mannose synthase complex; endoplasmic reticulum membrane
Molecular function (GO): enzyme regulator activity
Source: RefSeq, marked provisional